Messenger RNA from Columba livia (rock pigeon), 2758 nucleotides. It is a transcript of the gene POLR3D, whose product is annotated as RNA polymerase III subunit D. Gene Ontology annotation, biological process: tRNA transcription by RNA polymerase III. NCBI's taxonomy places the organism in Eukaryota, Metazoa, Chordata, Aves, Columbiformes, Columbidae. The coding region runs from base 1169 to 2404 and encodes 411 amino acids. Gene Ontology annotation, cellular component: RNA polymerase III complex. Gene Ontology annotation, molecular function: DNA binding. The transcript has 10 exons. The record is from RefSeq and is a predicted model, not a curated record.
GGUCUUUGAGGGUGGUUUUCGAGGAUGCUGAGCUUGGUUUUCGGGGUGCCGUGUGGGUGUUUUGGGGGUGCUGAGCGUAGCGGGGGUGCCCGCUGCCCACAGAGGCAGCUGCCAAGCGGGCGGCCGCCCGCGCCCGAGCCCCCGCGGCAGGAGCAGAUGGCACCGGGGUGGAAAAGCAGCCAGUAGCCAGGAAUAGGCAGAGACGGGCAGGAGCAGGCAGCGGGGAGCCGGCAGCGAACAAGCCCGGCCGGGGAAAAGCUGCUGCGCGGGGGCCCCCGAGGUGCCGCGGGGCCCCGGCCGGUUGCCAGCGGGUGUUUCGGGGUUUGCUCAAUACCGGGUGGGGAAAGAAAAACAAGGGGAGCGGAGGGAGUGCUGGGAGAGGGGAGGGUUGCACACGGGCGGUUGGCACCCGAAAAGCUGGAUCCGCCUUCGCCCUGGCCCGCCGCCGCUCCGUGCCUCAGUUUCCCCCGCGGCCGGGGCUGCGCUCGCCCCCUUGCGCCGUGGGGAGCCGCUCUGCGGGCUGGGGGCUUUGCGUGAGGGGCGCGGGGGACACUGCUCGGCACCCACAGGGACACCCACCCGUGGGCGCGCACCCCCCGUGUGCGCAGAGCGGGGGGUGCAGGCGCAGCGCAGCGCUUGCCCCCGCAGCCCUGCGGCGAGCCGCGCAGCCCCCCCCAUAGCCACCAAACCCCCUUCAUCUCGGUGUCAUCCCCCGUCACCCUCGGGCAGCGCAGAAGGUCACCAAUUUGGGGACAGCGUCCCCGCGCCCGGCGGAGGCGGUCUUUUUUUGGGGGGGUUCAUCCUGCAUCGGGGGCUUUGCAGGCGCAUCGUGACACCCCGUGUCACCGCGUCCCCAAGCCGCGCUGAGCCGGUGCUCCCCCCGCGAAGUGUCCCCCCACGCAUUCCCAAGAACCGGGCACUGCCCGCCACAAAGAUGGCGCCUCCACCUUCCGCAUGGCUCCGGGCAGUGCCAAGCACAAAGAUGGCGACUCAUUGGCGGGCCAGGGCGCGCCCUUAAUCAAGAUGGCGACAACAGCGUCUUUCCGGGAAGGGCGUGUCCCACAGCACGCAUGCGCGUUGGGUCGGCGAGCCGGUGAUUGCCCGGGCAGGGUGAGGGGCGGCGUGGCGGACGUGGUGGGAGCUGGGCGCGACGGGGGCCAGCCCGAGCAUGGCGGAGGGGGGCUCGGGGGACAGCGGCUCCCCGGGCAGCCUGCGCCCGGCGCUCCCCGGGGCACGGGGGGUGCUGGGGAGGCGCCCGGCCGGCCCCCCCCUCACCCCGGGGCGCCUGCCCUCCAUCCGCUCCCGGGACCUCACCCUGGGGGGCGUGAAGAAGAAAACCUUCACCCCCAACAUAAUUAGCAGGAAGAUCAAGGAAGAGCCCAAAGAGGAUGUGUCGGUCAAGAAGGAGAAGAAGGAACGGGACAGGGACCGGCAGCGUGAUGGGCACGGCCGGGGCCGGGGCCGGCCCGAGGUUAUCCAGUCCCACUCCAUCUUCGAGCAGGGUCCUGCUGAAAUGAUGAAGAAAAAAGCAGGCUCCUGGGACAAGACGGUGGACAUGGCGGACUUCGGCCCUUCCCACAUCAUCAACAUCAAGAAGGAGAAGAGGGAGACGGACGAGGAGACGAAGCAGAUCCUGCGGAUGCUGCAGAAGGACGAUUUCCUCGAUGACCCAGGGCUGAAGAACGACAUCCGCAACAAGCCGGUGCAGCUGCCGCUGGCCCACUCCGGAUGGCUCUUCAAGGAGGAGGUGACAGAGCAGGAUGACACCAAGUCCUGGCUGCCCAAGGAGGAGAAGAUGGAGUUGGACCCCCCAGCGGUGAAAGUGAAAGAAGAGCCGUGUGACGAGGACCCCCAGCCCGAGCCAGUGCAAAUUAAGGGCCCCCCCGGUUUUCCCCGGGACGUCUCGGUGGCCGAGCUGUUGCAGCGGCUGAGCCUGUCGCCCGAGGAGGAGCUGCUGUUCCUGCAGCUGCCCGACACGCUGCCCGGCCAGCCCCCCACCCACGACACCAAACCCAUCAAGACGGAGCUGCAGAAUGAGGAAGGGCAGGUGGUGGUGGUGAAGCAGGAGAAAAGCCAGGAGGCAAGGCAGGCGGAGAACACCUGCACCCUGGCCGACCUCCCCGAGGGGCAGGUGGGGAAACUGCUCGUCCGCAAGUCGGGAAAAGUGCAGCUGGUGCUGGGAAAAGUGACCCUGGACGUGACCAUGGGGACCCCCUGCUCCUUCCUGCAGGAUUUCCCAUGGGAAUGCGGUACGCACGGGUGUCUCCCCCCUCUGGAACAGGAGCUGGUGUCUGUCGGCAUCGGGGACAACCGGACAGGCGAGAUGAUCGUCCUGGGCCACGUGAAGCACAAGCUGGUGUGUUCCCCGGACUUUGAGGCUCUGCUGGAGCACCGGCACCGAUAGCCCUGGGGGGCGUGAGCCCCACAGCCCGUGGGGACAGUCCCUGCACAGCUCAGGGACCCUGGCUCUGUCCUCAGCCCCCCAGCAUUGCGUUGGGCACACAGAGGUGUUUUCUGCGGAUGCCAGGGAGCUCUAAUGGAGCAGCAGCGGGGCUGGGGGCUCCAGCUCUGUCCCCCUCCCCACCCCGUACAAAACAGACGGGGUCUGUUGCUGCCUCCAUCUCACAGGUUUGGGAGAACGUGGUGUCCCCUCUGGCUCUCCAGCAGCCACACACACGCUGGCGAGCAAGACACAUGCUUGGGGGGAGAAAUGGAGAAUAAAAGCUGUUUUUCCCCCUGUGGGGGCUGCUCUGUCUCA